UUGCUGCCGAACUCCGUUCCGUCAGCACUAUACCCGCUCUCGCUGAAGUCUAGUAUUGUGUUUUAACAACAAUGCCGCCCAAGACAAGUGGUAAAGCCGCCAAGAAAUCUGGCAAAGCCCAGAAGAACAUCUCCAAAACCGACAAGAAGAAGAAGAAGCACAAGAGGAAGGAGAGCUACGCCAUCUACAUCUACAAGGUGUUGAAGCAGGUGCACCCCGACACCGGUAUCUCCAGCAAGGCCAUGUCGAUCAUGAACUCGUUCGUGAACGACAUUUAGCGCAUCGCCGCCGAAGCUUCCCGUCUCGCCCACUACAACAAGAGGUCCACCAUCACAUCGAGGGAGGUCCAAACUUCCGUCAGGCUCCUGCUGCCCGGUGAGCGCAAGCACGCCGUCAGUGAAGGCACCAAGGCCGUCACCAAGUACACCAGCUCUAAAUGAGCGGCCGGCAGCUAGCGAAAGCAGCCGCCGACGCCUCCUCGUGACCGCCGCGUUUGUGGACGACGUCGCCGUGUCGUGUCGUGUCGCCGAGCCAGUGUUUGUUGUUCGUGUGUUCCGGGUGUGUGCGCCAUGGUGUUUUGUGCGAGUGUUGAUCGAUUGCGUCGUCGUGUGGGUUUACGUAUAUAUAUACAUAGGUAUCUUACUUACCAAUUUAUUAUGUACGUACGCGCACACGCACGGGCGCUUAUCGAGAUGCAUUUCGAGAACCACGCCACCAGACGCCACAAACCGCCGCCACGUCGAAAAUCUGGCCACGAGCACGCACGCACCGACUGCACCGCACCGCCGCACCGCCACAGGGGAUGGCUGGAUAACAAAAAGGCCCUUUUCAGGGCCACAAA
Molecule: messenger RNA, 841 nt
Organism: Helicoverpa armigera (cotton bollworm)
Lineage: Eukaryota; Metazoa; Arthropoda; Insecta; Lepidoptera; Noctuidae
Product: histone H2B
Cellular component (GO): nucleosome
Molecular function (GO): protein heterodimerization activity; DNA binding; structural constituent of chromatin
Source: RefSeq, a predicted model, not a curated record